CGCUCCCUCUUAAUCACUGCAACAUAUAGUGACUCUACCACUAGGGUGUGUUUUCUCAAAGUCACUGCAAGUUUCCUUUACCGAUGGAUCAAAUGGCCCACCAUGCAAACAGUGAUCCUACAACUAGGGUGUGCUUCCUCAGAGUCACUGUAAAUUUCAUUUGCCCACAGAUCGAAUGGCCCACCACCUAGGCUCCUUCAUUGCCUAUAUAUAUGUCACCCUUCACUUCUCCCAUGGCUCUUCACAACAAGCAGCAAUGUCUUCCUUGUCAGUUGAUGAUCCCUCUCUCGGUCCAGAGUGGUGGACUAAACAGGAGCCAAAAUUUAAGGAGGCAUUCCCACCAAGGGAUAAGAGCAAUUUUCGAUCUAUGCGUAGUGUUAGACUUUACAAUCCUAAAAAACCGGUGCAGUGGCCAUAAUGCAUGCACAAUGAGUUCUGCAUAAUGCAAGUUCACAAUGGACCUUUAAACACCGAUCGUCACUUCUGGCGCUGCCCACGAGCAUGGUACUCCCACCAACCAAAGAACUGCGGUUUCACGAGAUGGGUGGAUCCCCCAGCUAUUGAUCCAUAUCAAACCUACAUCGCCUACCUCGAGGACUUCAUCGACAAGCUGAAGCAGGAGCUCGCGAAGGCACUGGUUCUUGCAGAUCGCUUGUCAAGCGAAGACGACGGAGAACCAAAGUCAGCUUCCCCCUCGUCUAUGGUGUUCAAGACGAAUACCGGUUGUGUGGACGAGUGGUGCUGCCCAUAGGCAUGUUAGGACUAGCAACGACGCAUGUUUAGGUUAGUAGUUGCGUCGUACGUGCCAUUGCAAAUUUGUGUAUCGUAUCCGCAUGUUAUUAUUUCUUCGUGUAAUUUAAAUGAUGUUCGAAAGCCGGUUGACCCUUUACCUUCAAUGGUUUUUGCUACAGUAGUAGAAUAAAUCUUUAAAUAGACAACA
Panicum virgatum (switchgrass) is the source of this 940-nucleotide messenger RNA. RefSeq lists its product as uncharacterized. The record is from RefSeq and is a predicted model, not a curated record. Bases 422 to 751 code for a protein of 109 amino acids. The transcript is spliced from 3 exons. NCBI's taxonomy places the organism in Eukaryota, Viridiplantae, Streptophyta, Magnoliopsida, Poales, Poaceae.